Messenger RNA from Daldinia caldariorum, 2753 nucleotides. RefSeq names its product DUF1688-domain-containing protein. Bases 490 to 2133 code for a protein of 547 amino acids. Lineage: Eukaryota; Fungi; Ascomycota; Sordariomycetes; Xylariales; Hypoxylaceae. The record is from RefSeq and is a predicted model, not a curated record. The transcript is spliced from 5 exons.
GUACCUUUAGCUCUCUCAGUUAGGUACGGGUACCUACCCCUCCCGUCUCUCCCAGUUCUCUCCCCCGUUCGUGCUGCUGAUCCGGUCGAUCUGAUUGCUUAAUCUGGUUGACUUGCCCGACUGCACUUAUAUCAAAACUUUGCUAGCUAGCCAACCACGUCCCUCCAAACUAAAGGAACCUAAUAAGACAGGAAAAAAAAAAAAAUUAAAAAUAAAAAUUCAAGAUCUUACAAGACUUUAGGAAGGUGUUUGUCACGCGUGGAGAGACAAGAAAAAAAAAGACCAAAGACGAGUGGAGGAAACGCAACAAGCAGAGAGAGACAAGAUAAACUAAAAAAGCAAAUUGGGCAUACAUACAUAUUUCGUAACGUGUACACAUACAUACCUCAUACGUUUAUACGUCAGGUAACUAUACGUUAUCCGUUAUACGUUAGGUAUACGUUAUAUGUUAUACGUUAUCUGUUACCGACUCUACCAAAAAAAACCAAUAUGGGUCUCUUCUCGAGAAAGCCUAAGGCGCCCAAGACAGUCAGCGCCUCCGCUUCGAACGGGUCAAACGAUACGGCCAGCCUGAACUCGGAAAACUCCAAUAUCAAAGGGUCAUCCUCCAGCAACUCUCGAGUACAGUCGCAGUCUUACAGCAACCAUCGCGCAUCAGCCGGCAGCGUACCUCCCACUCCAAUGACCCCGAUGACGCCUAUGACGCUACAUCCGAUGUCCAGAAUCAAUCUACCAAAGCCUCCGGACCCUGUCCUCGAUGCCGCCGGUUACUUGAGAAGUUUGGGUUCCGUUCGCGAGCGGUCCAAGAUUGUGACCGACAAAGCUCUGCGUAACGAGCUGAAUCAUUUCGAUGUCGAUAUGGCCAAGUUUCCCGACGUCGCUAGUUUUGUAUGCGGUAUCAUCAAGCGAGAUUAUGACGCCCCAUUUUCGUCGAUCCCACCCCACGGCCGAUACCAGCACUUCUGCGCCGGCGGAAGGGAUCGCAUCGCUAACCUACUCGCGACCUUUCCCGAGGAUGUGGAUAAUACCGAAAAGUGUCGCCGUCUGAUCGACUUAUUCCUCGUCAGCGUGCUGCUUGAUGCUGGAGCAGGAACCGAAUGGAGCUUCAAGAGUGCCGAGAAUGGUCGCAUCUACAGGAGAUCCGAGGGUCUAGCGAUUGCGAGCUUAGAAAUGUUCAAGACUGGAUUAUUCUCUGGGAAUCCGAGCAACAAGUUCCAAGUGGAUAAGGAUGGGCUUCAAAACUUGACCGUCGAGCAAUUGGCUAAGGGUAUGCAAUCGCGCCCAGGUAACACGAUUGCCGGUCUAGAGGGCAGAGCGCAGCUGUUGAUACGACUCGGCAAUGCGUUAUCCGAAAAGACGGAUUUCUUCGGUGUCGACGGAAGGCCAGGUAACAUGAUCGACUACCUCCUGGCGCACCCGACAACGCAAGCUUCUUCAUCUCCGAUCGUAAUCCUCCCCGUACUUUGGAAUGUAUUAAUGUCCGGACUCGCUUCUAUCUGGCCCCCUUCGCGGACAGCUAUCGACGGCGUCUCUCUUGGUGACGCAUGGCCGUGCUCUUCUAUGCCGCAGCACAUACCACCGCCUAGCUCUCCGGGUUUCUCUCCGUUCCCCAAUUCCCAAUCAGGCUCCGGCACCGCACCCUGGGAAUCAAUUCUACCUUUCCACAAGUUGACGCAGUGGCUCACGUACUCGUUGAUGCAACCUAUGCAAAACCUGCUUAGGAUCCAAUUCGCCGGAACCGAACUCCUAACGGGACUUCCCGAGUACAGGAACGGGGGUCUGUUCAUCGACCUCGGGGUGUUGACGCUCAAGCAGGACGAUCUCGAGCGCGGUCUGCAGCACUACAACGAUUACUGUCAACGAACGGGGACAAAGGGUGUCGAGGUAGCACCUAUGUUCGAACCUAGUGAUGAUGUGAUCGUGGAGUGGCGAGGCGUUACGGUGGGCUUCCUCGACAUGCUUUUAGUUGAGGUUAACAAGGCUCUGAAGAAGGAGCUGAAUGGUGGCGAGCUAACGCUAGCACAGCUGCUCGAGGCGGGAAGCUGGAAGGGUGGUCGCGAAAUCGCAGAGGUCAGCCGACCAAACACCAAAGAACCGCCGAUUCUAAUCGAUUCCGAUGGAACUGUAUUUUAACCUGAGACGUUUGAUCUCGCGUCUCGCGUCUCGUCCCGUUUACUCUUCUGUUAUUCGUUUCGAUCCCCUUGUGUUAAGGUUCAUCACGAUACAAAGCGAAAUCCGCUAGUUUUGUUAAAUUGAGAAUCAUACCCCCUUUGUUAAAUGUUCGAAGCAAAAGAGACCGCCCCCCCAUUUCGAGCGUCGGUGGAAAACAUACUUAUAACCUAUGCUAGGCUAUUUAAACAGAUCUAAGUGAAAGAAAGAUAUUAGGUUCUACGGGCAAGAACAGUACGGCGACACCAAACACCACUUUGUUGGCGCGAUUAUUGGUAAUUCUCCACGCGUUUUGGUUUAUUUGUUUGUUUUUUGUUUUUUUGUCGAGGCAUGAUCACAUCUAAAAAAAAGAUGUUGAUCAAACUUUUUUGGUUAGGAUAGUAUUGCUGGAGAAGCUAAUUAAUCACCUGUACAAAAAUAUAAACCCAUGCAGUAUAAGUACCUAACCUAAGGUAUAUUUGAGGCCUAGAAAUAUAUGGAUUACAAGGGGUCGAGCAAAGGACGUGGGUUUUAUGCUUGUAACCUCGAUUUAAACUUUGUUAAGGGGGUUUUGGAGUUUGGUAUUGCACAGAGAUGUACUGAUA